ACCGUCUUCGGCCUGGCGCUCGCGCUGCACUCGAACUGCGUCGGGAACGGGGUCGUCUGGGACGACCGCGCCGCCGUGACCUACAACAAGGACGUCGACGCUUCCAACGCGCCCUACGGUAACCUGUGGAUCCACGACUACUGGGGCCAGCCCAUGAGCGCCGUGGACAGCCACAAGUCCUGGCGGCCCCUCGCGACGCUGACCUUCCGCUGGAACCACGCGGUCCACGGCUUCCGGCCGUUCGGGUUCCACGCGGCGAACGUCGUCGUCCACGCGCUGAGCUGCGUCUUCUUCCUCGGCGUCGCGCGCCAGGCGCUGCGGGACGAGCUCGGCGCGCUCCUGGCGGCCGUGGCCUUCGUCGCGCACCCGAUCCACAGCGAGGCCGUCGCGUCGAUCGUCGGCCGCGCGGACGUUUUAGGGGGCUGCCUCUGCCUCGGCGCCGUGCGCGCGUAC
This is a messenger RNA of Aureococcus anophagefferens, 453 nucleotides long. RefSeq lists its product as hypothetical. The transcript has a single exon. NCBI's taxonomy places the organism in Eukaryota, Pelagophyceae, Pelagomonadales, Pelagomonadaceae. The annotation marks the transcript as partial. The record is from RefSeq and is a predicted model, not a curated record.